AUGGUCCACUUCGCAUACAGCCACAUAGCUUUCAUCACCCUGUUGGCACUUACAGCCAUAAAUUCAGGCGAGUCGACGAGUAAAGAUGCAAUUUCAGCGAGACUUGCUAAAAUCAAGGACUUCAUUCUCAAAGAAGAACCACACUUUCAAGGAAACAUGAAAACGUUUCUGGGCUGCCUGGAAUAUGCAUACGAGUACUAUUGGGGAUUCAAGGCAUUUAAUAAUACGCUUAACUUUUUUCCCGAAGACCCUCAUAAGAAAUUAGUCGAUGCGAAAAACUGUAUCCAACAAGAAACCUUGGAAUAUAAAGAUGGGAAAAUUCUGAACGAAAACCUAUUGAAGGGGUUGUGAGGGAAUUGAGGAGAAGUUCCACGAUGAAUUUCAAAUGUUGGCGUAACACUUAAUACAUGUAGACUGUAGUAGCUUUCGUAAAUAUUUCAUUUUUAAUUUAAAUUAAAUAAAUCACUUUU
This is a messenger RNA of Trichobilharzia szidati, 470 nucleotides long. The record is from the annotation of a GenBank genome assembly. NCBI's taxonomy places the organism in Eukaryota, Metazoa, Platyhelminthes, Trematoda, Strigeidida, Schistosomatidae.